Daldinia decipiens is the source of this 634-nucleotide messenger RNA. RefSeq lists its product as uncharacterized. The transcript is spliced from 2 exons. Lineage: Eukaryota; Fungi; Ascomycota; Sordariomycetes; Xylariales; Hypoxylaceae. The record is from RefSeq and is a predicted model, not a curated record. Bases 113 to 553 code for a protein of 146 amino acids.
UGGCUACUGAAAGCCUCAGCUAGCCAUGAUUCUCCAAUUCUUAUUGGCUUCUUUGCCGGUUUCACCAUGUUGUAAUCCGUACCUGCGUUUUUAACCGACAGGGGUCGCGAUAAUGGUGCGUGGGGCUCAGGGGCACAAGUGGCACAGGAGAGCAACACAUUUUCUCAUUUUCCCUCCCUUGCUCAAGCUUGUUGUCCUUCUCUUUCUCACCCUGUCACUUUCCCCCCCAUCCCCUCUAUCCCCGGUCCCUAACGACAUUUUACCACAUUUACCAGGCCCAACAUCAUCAUGUGGGUCCCGGCGGUCCUCCCUAAUAGGCCGCGCUCACCAUCAACAACAUGACGGGGCUAGGGUAUGGGUAUGCUUGGGUAUGCUUGGUCGAAGACUUGUCUCCCCCGGGCUUCUUCACGCUAGCCGCCAAGGCUCACCACCCUCCAUUAUCGUCAAGUGUCUCUCUUUUCUCCCUUUCUUUCCUCACCACCAGCGUGUUUCUCUCGUUUCGAGUCUAUCUCAAGUCUCUCUUUUCUCUUCAACGUCGUCGGUCAAACUCUAGUCCCUUUCUGCGCGAAAUCGACUUUCGCUCAUUGAUACCCGCAUUGCUUAUUGCAUACGUCCACUCUUUCGACAGCAACGA